Messenger RNA from Sipha flava (yellow sugarcane aphid), 1986 nucleotides. RefSeq names its product helix-loop-helix protein 13-like. The record is from RefSeq and is a predicted model, not a curated record. The transcript is spliced from 3 exons. Lineage: Eukaryota; Metazoa; Arthropoda; Insecta; Hemiptera; Aphididae. Bases 152 to 751 code for a protein of 199 amino acids. Gene Ontology annotation, biological process: developmental process; regulation of transcription by RNA polymerase II. Gene Ontology annotation, molecular function: RNA polymerase II transcription regulatory region sequence-specific DNA binding; DNA-binding transcription factor activity, RNA polymerase II-specific; protein dimerization activity.
UUUCUAGACGGCAAGAGGGUUGAAACAAACCAACACCUGUCUGCGUUACCAUUGGACGAUCGGCUGGACCAAUAUCAUGCUAUUCCUAAAGGGAAGAUAGACGCCCCCAGGAACUCGCUGUGCUUGUUCUCAUAUCAUAAAGCACUGCACAAUGAUGAGCAACGGAUUCGCAACUACGGGUCAUACACCCACUUGGGACUCUAGUUUAGCAAAUACUGAUAGUCAAAGUUAUGAUGAAUGUUGGCCAGAUGCUCACCUUUAUCAUCACCAUCAUCAUUUACAUCACCACCAUAUUCAUCAGCAUUCUUCUUCAGUAUCUCAAAUGUGGCCGAUCUCACACAACCAUACUCAACAUCAGAGUCUAACUCAAAAUCCAAUUUCAAGGGGUGGCAGUAGCAACAGUAGUUUGCAAAAGUCGUCAAUGGCGUCGUCGAAGAAAAUCCGACGGCGCGUGGCCACGCUGGCGCAGCGGCGUGCGGCCAACAUACGCGAGCGCAGGCGCAUGUACAACCUAAACGAGGCGUUCGACAAGCUUCGGCGCAAAGUGCCCACGUUCGCGUACGAAAAACGUCUGUCCCGGAUCGAAACGCUCAGGCUGGCCAUCACGUACAUCGGCUUUAUGACCGAACUGCUCCAGUCGACGCCGUCGCCCGGCAGCGGGUCGGACGUAGUCCAGUCAUCCGUCACGUACGCCGCUCUACCGCAACACGACAUCCCCUACGUGCCGUACUCGCUGAUACCGCCCGUCUAAGCAAACUGUACGGUCGCCGUUCCCGACCGCUUCGUAGCAACAAAUCCGCCUCGGCACCGUGCGAAUACAAUACGGGUUGCGUUAACAUUUGAAUAUUGUCGAAAAUUCGCUAAAUAACACAAUAUUAGUCAACUGUUAUCGUUAGCUACCAUGAAUAUUGUUAAAUGUUGACUAAUGUCAACGUUAAACGGAUAAUAAUUUGUCAAGAACCUUUCGGAUAAUGUCUUGACAACACCAUAAGAAUGUCAUAAGACGUAACAAUUUCAAACCUAGAAUUUGUUAAAAUAUAUUUUAAUAGUUAUUAUCUAUAAUCGAAACAUUUAUUUAAGUACCUAAAUUAUUUAAAUGUUAAUAAUAUUAUUUUCUAUUGCAUGACAUACUUCCGUGACAUUUUCAGUUACACAACAUUUUAGAUCACUGACAUCGUAUCACGUUUUAGUCAUUAUACCCCCAGCAGCCCGACGCUUUAUUUUUGUAUAGUAGGAUACCAUAGAAUACAGAGUGCUAACAGAACGUUUAAAUCGUUCUAAAAGUAUGUAACUUUUAAUACUAUCCACUAUGUUGUUUAGUUAAUGUUAACAUUUUAUAGAUAAUGUUAAUAUUUCAUGCUUAUAAGCGAAUAAUUACAUAUUAGUAAAAAUGCAUGGCUAUUGUCAACAUUAUUUGAAUGUUAACACUACCCGUGGCAUUCUUUUCAUACCAUCUAAGGUAUUCGAAUAAAAUGUAUUUAUACUUAAAAUGUAUAUAAUGUAUGUAAUAUAUUAUUAUAUACAGGGCUGUUGACGCUAUUUUACGCCUAGGGCAGGGGUUUAUUUUAUAUUUAGGUAGAGGCUUUGGGUUCAGUUGCUAAGAGCGGCAAAUUAUUAAAAGUUUAAAGGAAUGACAAAUAUUUAUUUCGUAAGUUACAUACUACAUUAUAGACUAGUGUAGUUCCUAAAUAUGAACAUGACCGUGAAAUUUAAAAUUAAACUAUUUAUUUAAUAUUAUACAUUUAUUUUCGUAAUUAUUUAUUUAUAUAUAAAUAAAUAAAUAUUAUUAUUUAUUAUUUAUCAUUUGUAACUAUACUUUAAGCAGGGUCGGCUUUAGAUACGAUCGACGCGUGUGACGGCACAGGACAGGGGCGGCUCCAAAGCCUUGGUUAGGGGAGGGGGGCAAGUUAUAACUUUACAAAAUCUUAUAUCAAAACGAAAACAACAAUUUUUACAAUACAAACUCAAGUCGUCUAUUUUUAAAGU